AUGGAUACAGUUUAUGUCUCGUCUAAUUGCAACAAAUAUUUGACCGAUCACACAUUUCUUCUUGUUUUAACAUCAAGAUCAUUUCCGGCUGAUGUUGGUUACAAAACAAAAAUUCAUUAUAAAGUCGGACAAUGUGAAUGGGCAUGUGGUGAAGCUGAAUAUUUUCGUAGUGGAGGAAGACAGAGUGAAGUUAAAUGUUAUUGGCGUCUAAAAAUUCAAACAACUUUGGAUUGUGAUUCAGUAGAUACGACUGGUAGUGGUGAAGUUUAUUAUGAAAUUGAAUAUAAUAAUCGAUUAUAUGGCAGUAUUGUUCGACAUCGUAUUGCAUUAAAUGCCGGUGUAACAUUUUAUGAACCUUAUAAAUUUUUAUCCUAUGAAGUAGAUCAAUUUUAUGCUGAUGAUGCUCAAACGUUGACUAUAACGGCGGCUGUUAAAAAUUUGCGUAUUGAUGAUGAUGUACUUGUGCACUAUUCGUCGGAUAAUUGGAAAACAGUGCAUGAUCUUAAACUCCAUCCAUUCUUUCGAAAUUCAACUAACGGUGGGUCACAUCAAGAUGUUACUCUAUUAUCAUCUACAUUCAAUAUUUCGACUGAUACAAAUAUAGUUGAUUAUGCCUUGUGUUGGAAAAAAGAAGGCUCGGUAAUGUGGGAUAAUAACGAUGGUGCUAACUAUCGUUUAAGACGAGGAUUUAAUUAUAAAAUAUUGACAUUGAAUCUUCAUUGUUAUCAAGAAGAUAAUCAAGAUCAUAAACUGACAUUAAUAGCACAAUCAAUUAAUGAAUUAAAUGUUGACAUCAUCUGUUUACAAGAAGUGGGUGAGGAUUGGAAUGAGGGUAACGGAAACUGGCCUACAAAUGCUUCAAAGAUUAUUCAAGAUAGAAUUCAACGACCAACAUUCUUAUAUUUUGAUUGGGCACAUCUGGGCUUUAAUCGUUACCGAGAAGGUUUGACGAUAAUUAGUCUUUGGCCAUUGUUAAAAACAGAAUCACGCUAUGUAUCGGCAAGUCAAAAUGUAUUUGAUUUUAAUGCACGAAAAAUUGUUAUGGCAUCUAUUAUAUUACCAUCAAUUGGUUUAAUCAAUAUAUUUAGUGUACAUUUAUCAUGGAUAAAAGAGGGUUUUUUAUUUCAAGUUGAUCAUCUUCAUCAAUGGGUAGAAUAUUUACAUUACAAAACACAAAUAAAUGGCAUGCGUCCUAUAUCAAGUAUAUUAGCAGGUGAUUUUAAUGUCUCAGUUAAAUCCAGUGGCCAAGAAAGAAUGGUAGCAUUAGGUUUAAAUGAUUUAUUGGCUGACAGCAUACAUCUCAGUGAUAGUUUUGAAAGAAUUGAUUAUAUAUUAUCGCUUGAAAAGCCAACUAUGUUCAAUGUUUCGCAAGCUAUAGCCAUAUUUACGCCAAAAGAUUAUGGUUAUGUCUCAGAUCAUGUGGGAUACUAUGUGACCAUAACAAAAAAAUAA
Molecule: messenger RNA, 1452 nt
Organism: Didymodactylos carnosus
Lineage: Eukaryota; Metazoa; Rotifera; Eurotatoria; Philodinida; Philodinidae
Source: the annotation of a GenBank genome assembly